Molecule: messenger RNA, 3111 nt
Organism: Mycotypha africana
Lineage: Eukaryota; Fungi; Mucoromycota; Mucoromycetes; Mucorales; Mycotyphaceae
Exons: 8
Coding region: 1-3111 (1036 amino acids)
Source: RefSeq, a predicted model, not a curated record
AUGAAAAAGACGAGAGACAAGGGUGGGAUAACGGAAAACACAGCUAAAAAUGACAGGCAAAAAGUAAAAGUAGACAAUGCCUCUCGAUUUCGAUUUUCGGCCACGUCUGGGCAUUUACUGCCUCUACAAACUAUUCGUCGACGUUUGACAGGCAUCUGGCAAUCUAUCACUUGGCCCAUCUGUGUGAAAAUAUUGAAAGCCAAUGCAGCUGUGACAAUUGCUCUUGGGUUAGUGCUUAUUGAUCCCAUUCGCACUUUGACACAACAAAGCGGUAUUUUAGCUUGCGUUGCCGUUGAAUUUGUUCAUCCUGUCAAAUCGUAUGGAUUCUUAUUUGAAGAUGUCUUGGUUGGUACUAUUAUGUGUUGCGUCUCCGCUGCAUGGUCUAUAUUUGGUAUUUUCUUAGCUUCUCUUCAAGCGAAUGUAGGUGGUAUGCUGUCUGCCACUAUCAUGGUGCUCUCCCUCACCUCAGCUGUAGUUCAAAAAAGUUUCAAUGCCAUUCCUACAGUAAUAAUUGAAACAUUCGACCAGAUCACACAACGUCAAGUAGCUGCUUUUUUGCGUGACAAUGACAGGCAAUUCUUGUUAGAUCAGAAUAUUGAGACUUUAGCCACAAUUCAUCAAACAGUUGAAAGCCUGAUCACGACUCUAGUUCAAAGAAAAAGAAUGGUACGACGUGAGCCUUCUUUCAAUACGAUCGCGCCUACUGACAUUAAAGAGAUCACUUCAAUCAUGAAGAAGUUGAAGGUUCCGAUUUUUGGCAUUGGAUUAAGUCGAGCAAUGGAGGAAAAUAUGCGUAAGGCAGGAUUGGAAGCUGAUGCUGAAAUGACCUCGCGCGAAGCAGUAGCGGAUAAGAGCAAAAUGAACGAUGCAUCCAACAUGUAUGAAAGCAUUAUCAACAAUUUAUCCAACUUGGAGAGACCACGUAGCUAUUACGGCUGUACAGAUGACGAAGAAGAGAUCGAAGAAGAGCUCACAUCCCCUUUCGAGAGCUUUGAAAAAGAAAGAUCCAGCACAUCUAUUGAUAAGUCCACAGCAAAGCCACGACACCGGAAAUUGCGUUGGGAAGAUUCAAUGAAAGUGUUGACGUACUGGCGCGACGAUUAUGAUGAUAUUCUGAAUGAAGUGAAGCCAAUUUAUGUCGAACUGACAGAUGCUUGUUCUGUUGCACUGAGAGAGUCAGUCAAAAGAUUAAGACGUAUGCAGCAGUUGGAAACACGUUUUCAAAAUCGCCCUUUUUUCUAUAAAUGGUUCUACCGUUGGAAGGUCGGCCCAGCACACUACGAAGAAGAGAAAUCAGCUUACCAGUACGAUCCCAAAUUGGAUCCGUCGAUACCCUUACUGAAAGCGAUCGCCAAAUUUCACGAACAUCGCUUAACGGGGCUAAACCGACUUUAUACGAAAUCAGGAGCACCUCGUAGAGUUCUUUUGCUAUUACUCACAUUUCAAUUUAACUUGCAUGCAUAUGCCGAGCAUAUUUACACAUUAUCCUCUCUCAUAUAUGAAAUGGAUAAACUUCGAGACAAGCAAAGAUUUUGGAUGCCACGCAUUCCUUUCCGUAAAUGGUUUUUGAGGGGUCAUGAUAUUGAAGAAAUAUAUGAUUUAGAUACACCUGGGGCUGUUGUUGAUGUUACAAAUCCGUUAUCAUUGAACAGAACUGUAACGCAACGGGCGACUUUGAUUGCAGCUGCCAGUCAACAACCUCAACAGCUUAAGGAUAUUGAGUCUCAACGUGUUUUGUAUAGAUUAGAAACUCCACAUCGUGGUUCGCCCAUUGUUGGAGAACACAAAGAUCAACCUUACUUUCAUACCGUACAGAAAGAGCUUCAUGCAAGCACUUGGAGAUUGAAUACGUUGGAUCCACUCGACUACCAUGAUCCUGAUGUGGCUUAUCCUCAAACAACGAUGCAACGCUUCUUUUAUCGUAUUUACUUUUUCUUGAUCAAGAAUGUGUAUACAGCGGAUGUUGGCUUUGCUAUCCGCGCUUGUAUUCUGGUGGUUUUUUUGUCUCUACCUGCUUUCUUUGAAGACUCUGUCAUAUGGUAUACAGAAUCACGUGGCCAAUGGGCUGCUGUGGUUGCGUUGAUUUGGAUGGGCACAUCUGUGGGUAGUAGUUUUUUCGGUACAAUGACUCGGCUUGUAGGUACAUUAGUUGGUGCAGUCCAAGCGAUCAUCAUUUGGGAAGCCAGUAGAGGUAGUGUGCCUGGUUUGAUCAUACUAACUUUCAUCUUUAACUUACCGUGGUGGUUGAUCUACAUCAAUGGCAAAUUUUGGAAGGCCACGGGUCUAUUUUCGCUUAUUACAAUUUCAUUAAUUAUUGGCUAUGCUUAUAGUUAUAGACCAGAAGGGCGUCCAGUUUCCGUUUUCACUGUUGCCUGGGAGCGAGCUGCAAGUUGUGUAGUUGGUGUUAUAGCUGCUCUGAUUAUCAGCGUAUUUCCCUUUCCUCGAACCGGUCGAGUUGUAUUGCGUCAUCGUAUAUCACGAACACUCAGUGAGUUAGGUGCACUCUACUCCUCUUUUCUAGCCCUCUUAUUGAAAUCUGACGAAGCAAGUCAGGCUGCUGUAGAAGCAAACAAAAAAAUGUUUCGAUCAGUAGCCGUAUCUAUACGUAAGCAAAUCAAAGGUGAGCGGGUUCUAUUAGAACAAAGCCGAUUCGAGCCAGCUUUGCGUGGUAUUUUUCCCGAAGAUAAAUAUUUGCACAUAUUGCAGAUACUGGACAAUAUACUGAGCCUGUUACUGGAGAUGGAAUAUUCUUUAGAAAAAAUAUCUCAUAAAUGGAGAAUGAUGAUUGUGAAAAGUACAUGGAAAGAGAGGAAAAGAAUGAUUGCAUCUUAUUUAACUGCACUGCAUUUGGGUUCAAAUGCACUAACGAGCAAAGCGCCUUUACCACCGUAUGUCAUGCGGCCUACGAAGACUAGACGUGAACUAACCAACAAAGCACGCAGAUUGAAGGUGUUUUCUUAUCAGCAUUUAGGCGAUCGAGAAUACACUUAUUAUAGCGCUUAUUUGAUGAACUCUGAGCAAUUGGCUGUAGAGUUGGAGUUGCUGACAGCAACCAUCCGCGACCUUGUGGGACCUGACAGUGUUAGCAUAUGGCUCAAUUACAAACAUUAA